Messenger RNA from Bombyx mandarina (wild silkworm), 744 nucleotides. RefSeq lists its product as uncharacterized. The record is from RefSeq and is a predicted model, not a curated record. Gene Ontology annotation, cellular component: extracellular matrix. NCBI's taxonomy places the organism in Eukaryota, Metazoa, Arthropoda, Insecta, Lepidoptera, Bombycidae.
AUCGUUGUUUUAAUGGUUGUGGCCGCAGUAGCCUUCGCUGAGCCGCCGCCUUCGAAGAGCUACCUCCCGCCUUCUCCGUUAACCAGAAACGCUGGGUAUCCCCAAGGCCCUCAUGGUUUCGGAGGUGCUCCUCAAGUGGUAGCGGCCAGGACUCUGGAAGGUCAAGGAAUCCAUGGUGCUUUCGGCCACGGGCAAGCAGGACAUGACGAUCACGAAGACGACAGCCUCCACGGAAAUGGGUUCGCAAGGGGUUCUCAUCACGGCCAUGGCUUUGGUGCUCAAGGGAGGCACGCCGACCAACAAGGAUACGACCACAACGCUGCAGCCUUCGGCAGGAACGCCGUGGAAGUCGAUGCUAACGAACCGGCCAACUACAACUUCGGUUAUAUGGUCAAUGACCAUUUCGAGGGCACGGAAUUCGGGCAUCAAGAGGAGAGACACGAGGAACACGCCCAAGGGGAGUAUCACGUUGUCCUGCCCGAUGGUCGUAAGCAGACCGUGAGCUACCAGGCCGACGAGCGCGGUUUUAAGCCGCACAUUUCUUACGAAGAAUCCGAGGACGCGCGCUCCGGUUACGACGCGAACGCUAACAAUCACGCUGGCUACGACGGUAAUGGCGCGAACGGUUUCCAUGGCAACCACAACGGCCACGAUUCGGAGUCGCAUGGCGACUUCUCGCAUCACGCCGGCUUCGGACGCAACGGCGAACACGCCCACAAUGGGAAAUCCCGCAACGGAUACUGA